Molecule: messenger RNA, 2511 nt
Organism: Manihot esculenta (cassava)
Lineage: Eukaryota; Viridiplantae; Streptophyta; Magnoliopsida; Malpighiales; Euphorbiaceae
Product: transcription termination factor MTEF18, mitochondrial
Exons: 1
Coding region: 289-2037 (582 amino acids)
Biological process (GO): regulation of DNA-templated transcription; chloroplast organization
Cellular component (GO): chloroplast
Molecular function (GO): double-stranded DNA binding
Source: RefSeq, a predicted model, not a curated record
UAUCUGGCCUCUGGGGUGUCCAAUUUUGGGAGCGCUUCCGCAAAAUCUCUGCAACCACUGAACCAGUAGAGAAGAAAGGGAAGAAACCAUCGAGCUCUAUCUCCAAAUCUCUGUUAGCGGACACUGAACCCAAGUAAACUCGAAAGAAAUACACAAAAAUUCAAGGUAAGAAACUCUACGAGAAGCUCUCAUGGCGUUCAUUUCUAGUGAGCGAGCUUAUUAAUCAUGGUCUCUUUUAUCUGAAAAAGAAAAUCUUCAUCAAUCACCCUAUUUCUCAUCAAGCUAACCAUGACCCAUUCGCAUAAACGUAGAACACUGUCUAUGCUCAAAUGGGUUUCCUCAAAUUUUGUUGAUAGCCUCGAAACCCCACAAUGGCCUAUGGGGUCUUUAUUUUGCACUGCUAACAAUCCUAGGUUCUAUGGUAGAAAAAGAAUAGUUCGAAAUGAAAAUGGUGAUAAUGUGGCUAAUGCUUCGUUAGACAAUGGCCAAAGCACUGCCAAUUUCUCUCGGGCGACUAGAAAAGCAGCGCAGUCUGCAUUAUUAGAGUAUUUGCAUCUCACCAGAAACAUUCCUUUUAUGGAUGCACAGGAUAUGAGUUUAAACUCUCCUCACUUUCUAGGAAACCUGUUACAGAAGGUUGAUAUUGAUACAGAUAUUUGGGGGUCUGUUGCCCGUUUCUUGCGGUAUCAUCCCAUUAAUGAAUUUGAACCUUUCUUUGAGAGUCUGGGUUUAAAACCUUAUGAGUAUACUCCUCUUCUUCCCCGUGAUUUGAUGUUUAUAAAAGACGAUGACUUAAUGCUUGAGAAUUUUCAUGUUCUGUGUGAUUAUGGGAUUCCAAGAAAUAAGAUAGGAAGGAUCUACAAGGAGGCAAUGCAAAUUUUUCGGUAUAAUCAUGGUGUAUUGGGAUUGAAACUUCAAGCUUACCAACAAUUGGGGCUUAGCCAGUCUUUUGUCGGUAAGGUGGUUGCUUGUAGCCCUUAUCUUUUGAUUGGGGAUGUGAAUAUAGACUUUAUGAAGGUAUUGGAAAUAUUGAGGAAAGGAGGAAUUGAGUUAAGUUGGAUCGAGGGGCAGCUGUUGGAGAACAGAUAUAACUGGAGCCAGAUGCUGUCACUUCUGAACUUAUUUAUCAAGAUAGGUUACAGCGAGGAACAAUUAGGGGGUGUGAUAAGCCAGCAUCCAGGAAUUAUAUUUGAGGGCUCAGGCUAUAAAACACUAUCCCUGAUUGGGUUCUUGUUCAAAUUUGGAUCCUCAAUGGACCAGAUAUGUUCCAUUUUUCUACAUUUCUCUCACAUGCAAAUUGGGAAAUUUGUUUCGAAUUUGAGGCGAUGCUUUUUGUUUCUAACAGAGAUUGAGAUGGACAUGAAUGAGAUUGGGAAAAUUGUUCGUUCCCACCCACUAUCAUUGGGCUCAUGCGCGUUGAAGAAAACCAAUACCAUACUUUGUAGUUUGAAUGUUGGGAAGAAGAGAGUUCGCAAAAUCAUUCAGGAGAACCCACAAGAAAUGAUGAAAUGGGUAAUGGGAUCAAGAAUUGAACAAAUACCAAGCUCAGGGGAGGAAUCAAGAAUGCUGAAGCUUAAAUUCUUGUUGGAUAUGGGAUUGGUAGAGAACCCAAACAAAAUGGAAAAUGCACUGAAGGUAUAUCGAGGCAGAGGAACAGAACUACAGGAGAGAUUUGAUUGCAUCAUGAAAGCUGGUGUAGAUAGGAAGGAUGUCUGUGAAAUGAUCAAAUUAUCCCCUCAAAUUCUUAACCAGACAAAGGAAGUUAUUGAAAAUAAGAUUGAUUUUCUUGUAAAUGAUUUGGGAUAUCCAGUAUCAUGCUUAGUCAACUUCCCAUCAUAUCUUUCCUAUACGAGACAAAGGGUUGAACUUCGGUUAGCAAUGUAUAACUGGCUCAAAGAGCAAGGAAGUUUUGAUUCCCUACUCGCCUUGAGCACUAUAGUUGCAUGCACAGAAAAUUAUUUUAUUAGAGAAUAUGUAAACCAACAUCCUAGAGGCCUUGAAGUGUGGCAAGAUUUGAAAGAAAAACUUUGUUCUUGAUAGAAGCUACCAGUGUAGAUUAACUUGUUCAUCCAUGGACUUCUCUUUCUUUAUAGGUGUGGAAUUCUUUGAUUCUGUUGCAUCUCCAGGCUAGGAAAGCGAAUUUGUUUAUAAUAGUAUAUCCUUCUCUGCAUGUUGAAGCCAUUUUGGCCAAUCCUAGAUAGUAGAAGGUUGAGCAUAUGAAGCAAAGGAGAUUUAAGAGCAGGUAACAUUUUCUAUACAGUGUCUGAGCAUUUGGCAUUCCCUCAGAAAUGGAUGGGUUUUAUCAUGCUUCUAGCCUUGUAUUAUCUCAUUUCUGCUUUUAAUCUUCUUCAUUAUAGCAGUGACAGUGACACUAUGUUUUGUGCCAAAUGCAACUGUCGGAUUCCCAUAGAUGGAUUGAACUUGAUUUUUGACAACAUCCAACUUGAAACCUGUCUUCUGUUUGAGAUUUAUAUCGUUCUCUCUUGUCAUGCAUGACAUUUUAACUUGCUA